UAUCUACCUUAUUAAUUCAUUGCUUUCGUGCUUCUUCUUUAUCUGUAAAACCUCGCAUCCCGUAUUCUCAGUUUCAGAGGGAGAAAGGCUGAGUUCCAUUUUGUUCUUGUUGCUAAAUUUUAAGUAUCUUCACUUGGAAAGACACUUAAUGCUGGAAGUGCAUGCUUGUAUAGCUACCCGGAGGCUGAGACGCGAAUAGCUUAUCCACGCAGAGUUUUUGUUAUGAAUAUCUUACAUUCAAUUUCCUCUUUCGUCCCAGUUAGACCGCCUUCACUUGUGUCACAACCAUGUUUUAAUUCCCUGCCUCUGUUUAGUUUUAGUCUUAUUCCUAAUAUACAUGUGUGCCCUUCUCAUUUGGUCAAAUUCCCACCCAAUCGGACAUGCACACGUCGGUUUCCCAUUAUUGCUGCAAAUCAAGAGGCAGUGUCCGAAGUUGAGUUUGAGGAAUUUUUGGAGAAGGAUUGGUCAUUUCUUGAAUUUGAUGAUACAGAUACUGAUGGAGAGCAUAUGCAGAAAAUUGAUCGCAUCAUUUCUGCAGGAAACAUCAAAGAAACAUCAAAGGUUCUUGUUUCUGUUGGUUCUGAAGCAUUUGUAGAUAGGAUCGUUUGUUCUUCCCCUUGUGAGCAGUUACUCGUUGUCCAUGACUCUCUUUUAAUUCUAGCACUCAUCAAAGAAAGAUAUGAUAAAGUCAAAUGUUGGCAAGGGGAAUUAAUAGAUGUGCCUGAGAAAUGGACGGCUUUUGAUGUAGUAUAUCUGUAUUUCCUCCCUGCUUUGUCCUCUGAACUCGAUCAGGUUCUUGCAGCUCUCGCUAAGCGCUGCUUGCCAGGAGCAACAGUAGUGAUCAGUCAUCCCCAUGGAAGGGAUGCUGUUGAAGAGCAGAAACAACAAUAUCCAGGUGUAGUGGUUUCCAAUUUGCCAGAGAAAAUGACUCUGCAGAGCACUAUGGCUAACCAUUCUUUCCAACUGCUGGAGUUCGUGGACGAACCUGGCAUCUACCUUGCUGUUAUGAGAUUCAAUCAGGAGUAGGAUGACAAAAGGAUCAAUACAUUUCUUGCAGUUGAAGAUGUGUUAAGUGUAAUCCAUUUCGUCUUCAAUAUCGCAAAUGGUGUUAUCCAAUUCAGCUCACUGAUUUUGUUUAAAUGUGCCAUUACAAGAUUUAUGGGUUUUCAGUCACAGUGCAAGCCUAAUGGGACUAAUGCUAGAAAAAGUAGUUAGCUUCUCUCAAAUUUAUGGACUUGGAUAACUCAAGUGUAAGGUGAAAUUUUUUCAUUUUCUUCACAA
Molecule: messenger RNA, 1281 nt
Organism: Salvia splendens (bonfire salvia)
Lineage: Eukaryota; Viridiplantae; Streptophyta; Magnoliopsida; Lamiales; Lamiaceae
Exons: 3
Coding region: 223-1026 (267 amino acids)
Cellular component (GO): chloroplast
Source: RefSeq, a predicted model, not a curated record